AUGUCAUGCAGUACCUCGAGCGUUUCGCGGGUACACUCCCCUUCAGUUGGGUCAGAGCGCCCCGGUAAAUCCGCUCGACUUUUUCAACGUGGAAGAGACACUGCUUUUAAGGAUGGAAUAAUUCUGCUGCUGCUUAUAGUGUCGCUGGCGGCUGAGUCUCCGGUGGUUAUCGGGGGUCUUCCAGAAAGAUUCAAAAGGCCUUCUACGUAUGUCGACGAAACAGGAUUCAAAGGGCCUUCUACGUGUGUCGACGAAACAGGCUCUCACCCUGAUGGCUCCACCUGGUAUCUGGAAGGAUGCCGAAUGGGAGAAUGCCAACGCAGUGGGAUGGGCAUGCUUACCACCCAUUUCUCUUGUUACUUGGAGAGUCUUCCCGACGGCUGUGAAGUGGUGCAAGAUAACACUUUGAAUUUCCCUGAUUGCUGCCCCACAGCUAAAUGCUCCUGAGAACGAUUCUGAAUUGUACCCUCAGACGACUGCAAUUGUCAGCAUUGCAUGGUUUCACU
Penaeus chinensis is the source of this 506-nucleotide messenger RNA. RefSeq lists its product as uncharacterized. The record is from RefSeq and is a predicted model, not a curated record. NCBI's taxonomy places the organism in Eukaryota, Metazoa, Arthropoda, Malacostraca, Decapoda, Penaeidae. The coding region runs from base 1 to 447 and encodes 148 amino acids. The transcript is spliced from 3 exons.